UGGCAGCGGGCGGUGAAGCGGCCGAGCAGAGGCAGAGUCGGCCGAGACUAUGGCUGGAGGCAAAGCUGGGAAGGACAGUGGCAAGGCCAAGGCCAAGGCCGUGUCGCGCUCACAGAGAGCUGGGCUGCAGUUUCCUGUGGGCCGCAUCCACAGACAUCUGAAGACGCGCACUACCAGCCACGGACGAGUGGGUGCCACUGCCGCCGUCUCCAGUGCUGCAAUCCUGGAGUACCUCACUGCCGAGGUGCUGGAGCUGGCGGGGAACGCAUCGAAGGGUCUCAGAGUCAAGCGUAUCACUCCACGUCACUUGCAGCUCGCCAUCCGCGGAGAUGAAGAGUUGGAUUCUCUCAUCAAGGCGACUAUAGCUGGCGGUGGUGUGAUUCCUCACAUCCACAAAUCUCUGAUUGGAAAGAAGGGACAGCAGAAAACCGCUUAGGGUUGUCACCCGCCCUCCACUGCCCUGUCCUUGUACUGUCACCUGGACGGAAGACAUCAGUGGGGACACAUGACAUUUUUAAAAGCAG
This is a messenger RNA of Octodon degus (degu), 524 nucleotides long. RefSeq names its product histone H2A.V-like. Gene Ontology annotation, molecular function: protein heterodimerization activity; DNA binding; structural constituent of chromatin. Lineage: Eukaryota; Metazoa; Chordata; Mammalia; Rodentia; Octodontidae. The coding region runs from base 50 to 436 and encodes 128 amino acids. Gene Ontology annotation, cellular component: nucleosome. The record is from RefSeq and is a predicted model, not a curated record. The transcript has a single exon.